Saprolegnia parasitica CBS 223.65 is the source of this 486-nucleotide messenger RNA. RefSeq lists its product as hypothetical. Bases 12 to 398 code for a protein of 128 amino acids. The transcript is spliced from 3 exons. NCBI's taxonomy places the organism in Eukaryota, Oomycota, Saprolegniomycetes, Saprolegniales, Saprolegniaceae. The record is from RefSeq and is a predicted model, not a curated record.
UUUCGAAUCUGAUGGCAACGCUGCGGCUGGCUGCAACUGAGCUCGCGGACGCCUCCGCGGCCGCCUUCGCCGCCAAGGGCCUCGACGUCAUCCGUCUCCGCCCCGGCGGCGAUCCGUGGCGCAUUGAGCGGUCGGCAUUGGACCCGCUCCUCACCGACUCGCUGGAGCAGGACGCGCUCAACAAGAUGGAAGACAGCAAGCACACCUCUAUUUACUACCGCGGCAAUACGCUGCAGGUCCGCACCUGCUUGGUGCAUGGCGUCCGCGUCAACAAUGUCGCCCUCGGUACGCACUGCAACAUGUCUCGAGCGUCAUCGAUCGCGCCUAGCGUCGCGAACGGCGCAUGCGCUGCACAAUGGCGACCGCGUCGUGAUUCUCGCCUCGCCCCUUGGUGGUGAUAUUGUCGUGUACCACGUUGAGAUCGCGGACGUCGGCGACGCGACGCCGCAGACCGCUCUCUACGCUGCGACGGCGCUGGAUUUCAGU